AUGUAUCUCCACAGAUCAGAGUUGGAGGCUGGUAUUGAAAAGCUCAUGAAGACAAUGGAGGACCACGAGGUUUUGGAGAGAUGCAGGAAGUCACUGAGAGAGAUGGAUAAGAUUGAAGAAGAAAACAUAAAAGACUUCAUUAGAGAAACACGAGAUAUUGUCGAUGCUUUUGUGAAGGGAUUGAGAAUCAAGAAGCAGGUUCCGAUUUUUGUUAUUGAUUUCAUAUACACAUUUCUUGUCAACGAUCUUCUCAUCUCAAGUGACAUCAAGGAGAUUAUUAGUGUUAUUUCUGAGGGGAAUUGGUGCGAAGUAUCGAAGAUGAAGAUACUCCAGAUGAGCUACUACAUUAUAAGAUAUGAAAGCUUCAAGGAGGACCUUGCACUGUCCUUGUUUAAAAGCAUAGUGAGAAUGAUUGAUGACAGAAGCAGACAGGUACAGACAACUGCUAAGCCCAUAGCGAUGCAUUUAGUGGAUGUUGUUUUCAGCAGGGCAUGUCCAGUCUUCAAGGAAGAGGUUCAGAGCGAGGAAGGGGAACCUGAGUCUACGGCUGUUUGCCCUGACGUCCUUGAAGGGAACAGGCCUGGGUCUGAAAGACUGCUUGUGAGAGGUGGUUUCCAAUUCUCUAAUUCAAUCAAUGAUGGAAUUACAUUCCUUAAGCAUCUUCUGGAGAAUGGGAAUACCUCGAAGGAAAUGAAUCACUUUAUGGUUGAUGCAGUACUUCUAAUAACCCGUAAAAGCGAUCUUUUUGAAUAUGAGGAGUUCAGGAAGAUAUAUGAUUCUGAAGUGAUGGCUAUGCUGAUGGAGUUGAUAAAAAGGAGAUGCUCUUCCAGGGGGAAUGUCUAUAAGGUACUUGCAAGAUUAGUUGAGAGACAUAACUGUCUGUUCGAAAAGCAGAUCCUUGCAGUGUUUGAUGAAAUGGAGAAAUCUUAUAGUCUACUUGACGACUUGGAGACUGAGAUGUUUUUGGACUUCUUCGGGAGUUUGGACAUCUUGUUGUUUGAAGGCUACUCCUCAACUAUAAGAAGAAUGUUUUUCAACAUUCUUGAAAAUGCAUCGUUUGAUGAUGAAUUUGGAAAUGAGUAUGUAAUCGAUACCAUUAGAAACUCAUUAAAUGGCCAACUGAAGGCUCAGGAGAAGACAAGUGGUAAGUUUCAUUCCUCAACAAAGGCUUUCUUUGGUAAGUUUUCGGAAAUCUUAUAUGCAAAACUGUCUGAUAUCGAUAACGUACAUCCCAAGGUGGAGUGUCUGCUGGAGAUUGUCCUUUGGUUCUAUUCUGUUUCUGGUAACAAGGAGUUUCUGGACAGGUUUAUGGUUCUGGGGUGCAAGCUAGGGUUUACAGAUGUUGUAUGUAGAAAUGCCAUUGAGAACAGAAAGCAUAUACAGGACUCCUGGUGGAUUGUUCUUGAGAACGGUAAGGACCAUCUUGGAAAGAUCAUAGAAUCUAUCUGUAUCUUUGAUGCCGAGGAGAUCUUUUUUCUAAUCAAAGGUAUAGAGCAACCCGAGCCUUCUUGUACAUGGACCUCGAAGGAGAGAGUGGACUUUCUCUUGUCUGUGUUUAAUAUUAUCAAGCCUGUUGUAGUAGAGCCGCUGAACAUAAAGAUAUUUGAGAUGAUUCUCGGAGGGAUACUAAGGGAGAGUGGAAGCGAAGAGGGGUAUCCGACCAAGGUAUUCUGUUCUAUUCUCAUGGAUUAUGUUGGGCAUUUAGAGGCACUAACGCCUGAUGUCGAAAGCGUUAUUUUUGUCCUCCUGCAGAAGAUGCUUGGAAAAGAUCUGGAAAGGAACGGAUUGGAAAUUUUGGAAACCUUGUCUUUUGUCCUUCGAACCAUGACGCCUGAGAGCUGUUGGGACACAAUUCUCCAAUGCAUCGAGUGUUCAUGUAUUCCCUGCCUGUAUUCCUCCUUGUACCCCAUUAUUCGAUGGAUUAUAGAGGGAUGCGGGCAUCUCAUAAGUAACGAGCAUUUUGGAGUGCUUAUAGAUUGUCUGUAUUCGAUGUGCCUGUCGCCGAGCAGCGAAAUAAGCUUAAAGGCAAUAUUUAUCUUCCAGGAUAUUGGGGAGAGCCUAAUGAGUAGGAGGGCUUUUGAUCGAUCUCCCAAGGGGAAGGAAGAGAAGAACAGAGACAUGAAUCCAGCGUGGGCCAAAUACAUAAAGGUAUUGGGGGAGAUGACAAACGAUGGAAGACAUAUGGUGUGUGAAACGGCCAUUAAGUAUCUGGUUAUGUUCCUUGAGGCAGAGUGUGAGGUAAUGAACUCCGAAGAGCUUGACUUUGCAGCAAAUAAUGGCCUUAUUCCUGUUUUGGAGAAGGGAAGGGAGUUUGCCAAAGGCCGGGAUUCAGAAGCCCAUUGUACUUUGAUGCUGAUAAUGGAUGAAUGUAGCAGAACGAUUGGAAAGAUGAAUUACCAUGAGGAGUUGUAUGGAAAGUUUCUUGAGCUUGUUGCAGAUAGCCUGUGCAACACAGACUCUUCGGAGAUACAAAAUAUGUGUAUUGAGAGUCUAAAGAUGAUGACAAACAGGAUUUCAGGGACAAGGGAUGAAGGAAAGAGUAUAUGCCAGGAAGGAAGCGAGCAUAGCCCGGAAGAUAUGGGAUUUAAGGCAGGGAUUGGAGAAAGAAAGUCUCUCCAGCCCCUUCAAAGGCUAAGGGACCUGGUUUUGAACACAUACAAGUUGAUCUUUUCCAGUAUUCCUGUAAACGAAGGAUAUUCUACUAGUGUGUGUCUUGACAUGAUAGACUCGGUCAAAGGAUUUGGAUUCAAAAGCUCUGAGCGUCGCUCUCUGAUUCCUUUGCUUCGAAAGUUUGUCCACAGCGAUUGCCAGACGCUUCAAGAGAAGAUUCUGAAUAUGGUUGGGGAAUGGCCAGCGGAAGAUGGAGGACUUGACAUGCAACUUGAAGCUUACAACGACUGGAUCGAAUUCAAGGAUAUCCGCCUGUCUAGGAUGCUUAUUGAAAGAAUAGGAAGGAUUCUAUCCAAGGAUUUGGAGGAUACGCGGUACUCGGAAGCAGCAAUGGAUUUGGUUGAAUACAGCAAGGAAAAGGCCUUCUGGGAAGACGUUGUUAGAGCGUUUAUGAAGGGGUCUGAAAACAUAAAAACCAGAGCCUCAUUUAUAUCGUUUAUAAAUGGAUGUAGGGUGAUUCUAAAGGAGGCACCGAAAGUGAAAGCCCUCCAAUGCUCACCGGAAACAGAGGGAUGUAGCGGGCUAGGGGAAGAGGCGUCGGAGAGCAUGGCAAAGGCUAUAAAGAAAAGAGAGCGAAUCAUUCUUGAGUUCCUAGCCUUUUACCAUGAGGUUCUGAGUAAGUUUGCUCCAAACACCAAAAGGUUGGAUAGCCAUUCCAUGCAGCCUUUUGACCAAACAACAGAAUCGGAUGUUAGAGAAGGAUAUAAGGUGAUUUUUGAGAUGAGCGAGCUCGGAUCUGGACUUGGAAAAGAGAGUAUUUCCUUCAAAUGUUAUGAAAUACUAUUCCAUGACAUUGAACUUAUUUACAGCGAUGUUGUUGAGAAGAUCAGGAAGGUCCUAACGGAGUAUAACGAGAUGGAAAUGAUAUACAAUGGACUCUAUUCCCGAGUAAAGCAGAGGGAAGUCUAUACUCUGCUGGAGAAGAUAUGGAAGAGCGGAAAUAAGAAGCUUGUAGAUGAUGUCAAGGAUGUUCUUGUUGAGUCGCUCCGAUCCAAGGACUACAGGGUUAUCGAUCAUGUUCGAAAGUGUUUGGAAGUGAUUCUUGUAUGA
Messenger RNA from Encephalitozoon intestinalis ATCC 50506, 3720 nucleotides. RefSeq lists its product as uncharacterized. The record is from RefSeq and is a predicted model, not a curated record. Bases 1 to 3720 code for a protein of 1239 amino acids. The transcript has a single exon. NCBI's taxonomy places the organism in Eukaryota, Fungi, Microsporidia, Unikaryonidae.